AUGACAAUUUCUCAUCCAGUAACAUUCACUAGAACUUUUCAAACCAAAUCAGGUAAGGAUAUUACUAUUGGUACCGGUACCGGUACCAAAUGGAAGAAGGACCUCUCUGAUGAUUCUGUUAAUCCUGAAUUAGUUGACCAAGUUUUAAGAUCAUUAAAUUUAGGAUUUAGACAUAUUGAUACAGCUGAAGUUUACAAUACUCAUAAAGAAGUUGGUGCUGCUAUUAAACAAGCAGGAAUCCCAAGAGAAGAUCUUUGGAUAACUACUAAAUAUUGUCCUGGUUAUAGAGGCAUUAAUGCUCCUAGUACUAGUCCAACUGAAUCUCUCAAUAAGGCAUUAAAAGAAUUAGAUACUCCAUAUGUUGAUUUCUUCCUUAUUCAUCAACCAUUCUUCACUGAAGAAAUGACAGGUGGUGUUACAAUUGAAAGUGCUUGGAAGGAAUUAAUUGAGGCUAAGAAACAAGGAAAAGUUAGAUUUAUUGGUGUUUCCAACUUUGCUAAAGUUCAUUUAAAGAGAAUCUUAGCUAUUAGUGAAUCAGAAGAAUUCUUACCAGUUGUUAAUCAAAUUGAAUUCCAUCCGUUCUUACAAAACCAAUCUCCCGAUAUUGUUAAAUUUUGUCAAGAAAAUAAUAUUCAAGUUGAAGCUUAUAGUCCAUUAGCUCCAUUAUCAAGAACUGAAGCUCCAGAAUUAGUCAAAUACUUGAAGGAAAUCGGUGCCAAAUACAACAAGACUCCUGCACAAUUAUUAUUGAGAUAUACUUUACAAAAGGGUAUUAUACCAAUCACAACAUCUUGUCAAGAGCAAAGAAUUCGUCAAUCCUUAGACUUAUUUGAUUUCGAAUUAACUAAAGAUGAAACAACCGCUAUUGAUACAAUUGGAGCUAAGUCUUCUUAUAGAGCUUUCUUCGAUGUUGAAUUUGAAAAUUUAUAG
Hemisphaericaspora subhashii is the source of this 930-nucleotide messenger RNA. Its product is annotated as aldo/keto reductase. The transcript has a single exon. Bases 1 to 930 code for a protein of 309 amino acids. The record is from RefSeq and is a predicted model, not a curated record. NCBI's taxonomy places the organism in Eukaryota, Fungi, Ascomycota, Pichiomycetes, Serinales, Debaryomycetaceae. Gene Ontology annotation, molecular function: oxidoreductase activity, acting on NAD(P)H as acceptor.